UUGCGACCCAUCGUCUCCAAGGGAUUUGGUAUAAAGGAGUCGUAAAGAGUGUUCUCUAAAAUGGAAUCUAUUGCGACCCAUCGUCAGACCGAUUUUCUCGCUCUUAACCCAUUCCCGACGCCAACAAUGCUCCGUUCACCCUCCCCCACCGACGCACCGCCCACCGCCAGCGGCGACCCUGAGCUCGCGCCUAACGAAUCCAAGCUCUCCGCACUGGAGAACCCUAACAGCUCGCUACCGGCGGCUGAAGGACCACUGCCGAGCCCCGAACAAACACCGGCCGAAUCCGACGUCCUCCGUGUCUCUCCGCCGCUGCUGAAUCCUUCGAGCAAACAAAUCCCGCCGCCUCCUCCCUUAGCAGCAGGAACCCUAGCCGCGGCUGAGCGAAGUGAAAUCAGCAGGAGGCUGCGCUGGAGUAUCACGGCUUCACUCUCUUUCCUUGCUCUGGUCGGUGUUCAGCUCGCGUGGGAUGCUCCCCAUGGUGAAAUUAACCCGUUGAAGCUGCUGAAAGUGGUAACAAGCACCUCCGCAUACAUCUUCAUCCUCCUCCUGCUGCCGUUUACACACCACAUUCGGAAAAUCGAGGUGGGAGAAAUUGUCGGGAUAGUACUCGACGGGCUGUUUUUCUCUGUGCCCCUUGGGUUGGCCCUCUACUCGGAGGAUGGCUGGGAAUUAGUCAUGUCCAUUCUCAUUUUCGUGCACCUUAUGGGCAUAGUCAAUUCGGGCGUGGUAUCUAUCAAACAUUUCGACAUGGCCAAUACCUGUCUCGUAGUUGUAGUGAGCCCAUUGCUAUUUCUCGUCAACAAGUCACAAGUGCCCUUCGGGUUGGUAAUGGCGUUUUACUUUUUUUAUUCAAGUCCAAGUAUCGAGAGUGUUCGGGAUUUUGAAGCCAAAAUGAAGGUGCCUGAGUUUCCGGAGGUUGUGUGGCGGGUCAAGGAUGCCAUUGCUGAUGUCUGGGGCAGGGUACUGAACUUUUUCCUCAGUGGGUUGCAUAAGGGGAAAUCAUGUGUUUACGAGCAACAAGAAAAGGGUUCCGGAGGUCAGGCCCCGAGCAAGCAGCUGGGUGGACAGACGUUUGUCGGCCCAAUAUGUGAUGCUGUUUAAUAUGUUGGGGGUUUCACGAGAGUUUUGGGUUUUGGGAGCUUCAAGUAUUUUCCAAACGGUAUUCUGGAUUCUCUCUGGUCGUAGUUGCUUUUGUUAUUUCCAGUACAAUGUAGGAAAUUGACUUGUGAACUCUCUAGGAUUUGCUCUGCACUUAUUAUUUUUCUGUAUAAAGUGAGAACUUGACUGGCGAUAUCAGGGAUUUGAUCCGGUUUGCACUUGUUAUUUUGUAUUUUCAGUACAAUGUUUGAACUUUGACUGCUCAUUUCUAGGAUUUUCUCUGUUUGUAUUUCACUACUUGUUAUUUCCUGUAAAAUUAGGAACUUUGGCGGGUGAUGUUUGCUAGUGUAUUUCGGUGUAUAUAGCCAGUUUGUUUCAGUGUGCUGUUUCUUUGUGUUUAUUCAAGCAUUGCUAGCCAUUUUCUGCAGGGGUAACUAUGACUCUGUUAAUGUCAAAAGGUCUCAUUGACAUGCAUAGACGUGGCCAUUUCCCGGUUUUUG
Molecule: messenger RNA, 1601 nt
Organism: Striga asiatica
Lineage: Eukaryota; Viridiplantae; Streptophyta; Magnoliopsida; Lamiales; Orobanchaceae
Source: the annotation of a GenBank genome assembly